Messenger RNA from Phodopus roborovskii (desert hamster), 986 nucleotides. RefSeq names its product NEDD8-conjugating enzyme UBE2F-like. The transcript has a single exon. Gene Ontology annotation, molecular function: NEDD8 transferase activity. The coding region runs from base 44 to 601 and encodes 185 amino acids. Gene Ontology annotation, cellular component: nucleus. The record is from RefSeq and is a predicted model, not a curated record. Gene Ontology annotation, biological process: protein neddylation. NCBI's taxonomy places the organism in Eukaryota, Metazoa, Chordata, Mammalia, Rodentia, Cricetidae.
CCGCCUCGCCUGACUCGCGGUGCUCAGAAGAAAGGUGGCAGUAAUGCUAACACUGGCUAGCAAGCUGAAGCGGGAUGAUGGUAUCAAAGGAUCCCGGACAUCAGCCUCCACAUCUGACUCCACUCGGAGGGUUUCUGUGAGAGACAAGUUGCUUGUUAAAGAGGUUACAGAACUUGAAGCUAAUUUACCCUGUACGUGUAAAGUACAUUUUCCUGAUCCAAAUAAGCUUCAUUGCUUUCAGCUGACUGUAAGCCCAGAUGAGGGUUACUACCAGGGUGGAAAAUUUCAGUUUGAAACUGAAGUUCCUUAUGCCUACAACAUGGUGCCUCCCAAGGUGAAAUGCUUGACUAAAAUCUGGCACACCAACAUCACAGAAACAGGGGAAAUAUGUCUAAGUUUAGUAAGAGAACAUUCGAUUGAUGGCACUGGCUGGGCUCCCACUAGGACAUUGAAGGAUGUUGUUUGGGGCUUAAAUUCAUUAUUUACUGAUCUUUUGAAUUUUGAUGAUCCACUGAAUAUUGAAGCUGCUGAACAUCAUUUACGAGACAAGGAGGAUUUCCGGGACAAAGUGGAUGGAUACAUUAAACGCUAUGCCAGAUGAUAAGAGGAGAGAUUGCAGGUCUGAGGACUGUCACAGUUGUCUCUGAUGUGAAACAGCUCGAGGUAGCCCUCCUCCCCAUCCUCAUACUCCCUGUCAGCCCCUUGGGAUUGUCCCAGUCUUGCGACCAUGUUGUCCUGAAGAAGACCAUCCUCCUGACUACACAAUACAGCAAGAAAAUAUGUCUGGACCUCGAGAGCAUUGUCUGCUUCCCUUAAAAUGUUUACUGAAACUCCACUGUCUAGGCUGUGGGAUUCCUCCGAAGUUUUAAUGAACUCACCAUUGAGGAUAGCGCUUGCUUCCCUUCCCCCCAACAAAAUCGGUGUCCUGCACAAGUGAUGUAAUGACAUGUUCGGUGUGACUGGCAGAUUGGCAAUAAGAAACCCGC